Molecule: messenger RNA, 4724 nt
Organism: Cataglyphis hispanica
Lineage: Eukaryota; Metazoa; Arthropoda; Insecta; Hymenoptera; Formicidae
Product: box A-binding factor-like
Exons: 8
Coding region: 1261-4035 (924 amino acids)
Biological process (GO): negative regulation of transcription by RNA polymerase II; positive regulation of transcription by RNA polymerase II; cell fate commitment
Molecular function (GO): DNA-binding transcription factor activity, RNA polymerase II-specific; zinc ion binding; RNA polymerase II cis-regulatory region sequence-specific DNA binding
Source: RefSeq, a predicted model, not a curated record
AGAGAGUUCCAAACAUAACAAAAUAUAAACUCUAAUAGAAUUUAAAGUUUACGCGUAAGAUUCAAACGUGCCCUAUUAAAAGAUACAAUUCGAAUUGGGAAUAAACUAAACAUAAAUGGGGAUAUAAUCAUAAUCGAUCUAAGAGUGUCAUCAUCAAUUCUUUUCUCAAGCUCCGAAGCGCGCGCGAUACGGUUGUUAAAAGUGCAAUAAAAUUGCACUCGAUACAUAAAUUCCAGCGAGUCACAAACGUUGCAGUGUGAAAUGCGCACAGGAGUCGGCCUCGCCCGGUUAUACGAGGAAAGGGUAAGAAGGUGGUCACUAGAGCCGGCCCCUCUCCCUCUUUUGUCGCUGAUAAGGAAACCGCGCAUGACGGCGAGGGGAGGGGGUGGGGUGAUAGAUGAGUAUAAAAAUUGCGCGAUAAUAAUCCAGCGCGCCGCGCGCGCGCGCCGAUUUUAGUACUCCCUGUACUUUUCCCUAGUAUGAUUCGCGUUACCCCCACUACCGGCCCGCGCUCCGACUAAGGCAACAACCCUCCCCUCCCGAGCCGUCACUUGGCUCGCGGCCGCGGUUAGUAUCGGUCGUUCUCUUUUUCUCCUCGCUCUUUCUCUCUCUCUCUCUCUCUUACUCUCCGCGUCCGUAUCCAACCUCGCUCCUAUCCCUAACCCCUCUCGUCGUCUCUAACCGCUCUCUCGUUCGUUUUCGCGGCGUCUUCGUCUCGCUCGCGUCCAUUCGAACGACUCGCCAACGAACUCGCAUCGCCGCCGACCGACCAUCCGCGGAGUUGCAAUUGCUCGCUCGUUUCCCGUCUUUCUCACACGCUCCCCGUCUUUCUCUUUCCCUCUUUCGCGCUUUACCGUCCUUUCUCUCUCUCUUUCUCCGUUUGCUCUAUGUACAUAAUAUACACGAGCCUCGCUCCCGAUCAUAGAGCAGUGGCGCGGGCUCUCGGUAUAGCCAGCACAAAAGUCCCGGACUUUAAUUUUCGUCUAGUCGCCGAUCGGUGUACACAUACUAUUUGAUCGCUCCUUUAACAUUCCGGACGCGUAAACGCGGAAACGAUAGGACAACACGCGGUGAUUACUUCAGAGGUGAGGAGGCUGUCGUAGUCGCCGCGUCGUCACCCUCGUCGUGCAAAGUGGCCGAAUCUCUUCUUACGGGUAGUGCGAAUUCCAGAUCGACGAGCGGCUGCGAGACAAGAGAAAAACGACGCGGGAUUAAGAUAAAAGUAUACCAAACGUACACCCAAAGAAGAGUAAUCGCGGGAUGAAGAGGAGGAGGAGCGACGAGGACGGGAAACCGGCAGCCAAAUAUCGGCAUCGGGAAUACCUGCUGAUCGAGUAUGUCGGGGCCACGGAACCAGAGUCCACCAGGGAGGCAGUCGUCAAGCAGGAGGAGGGACAGGCGGUGACGGCGAUAAAGAGCGAAGACGUCAUCGAGAACGAAGUCGAGCGGCAGCAGGAGCAGGAGCAGGAGCAGCAGCAACAACAGCAACAACAGCUGGCGACGUACGUGGCGAACGAGGAGACCGGAGAGGAGAGCGGUGUGGGCGUGCUGGAGGCGGGACAGCCGGAAAUGGAAAAUGGCGUCAUGAUACAGCCAACCGGUGCCGAAGCAGUCGCUAUUGCGGUCGCCGCCGUCGCCGCUGUCGCCAACGACGGUCAUGCCGACGAGGAUCCCAACGCCACUUACACCCUCCACGAGCUGGGCUAUCAUCCAGCGCACAUAAUCCACCAGAGUUUCGGGGGCGGCGACAUGAGAGAGGAACAACAGGUUUCGCAGCCGUCCCACCAAACGCACCACCAACAGCAACAUGACGUGCACCACCACCGUCAACAACAGCAGCAGCAGCAGCAGCAGCAGCAGCAGUACGUUCAGCUCGGGGCGAGAGAGGCCCCAGUUCCCGAGGGAGGGGAUAACCGGCACUCGACGGAGGUUUCCGUCGCAUCGGAAGGACGCCGCUCCGGCAGUCACAUGCCUCAUUCCACGAUGCAUCGUUACGGUACCGAAACGCUCUCGCCGACGACGACGGAUCAUCAUCACCAUCAGCAGCAUCAACAACAACAACAGUCACAUCAUCAUUUGUCCGAGAUGCAUCAGCACGCUGUCAUCGCUCUAUCAUCCGCGCACCGUCAUUUGCAGGAUCCACAGCAGCACCAGCAUCAUCAAGAGACCGACGAGGACGUGGAUCGAGGUGUGAGCGGCAUCACCGCGGCCAUGAGGGGCGCGCGGGGUGAUUAUCUGGGAGUACUCUUCACGAAUCUCGCCGCGUCAAAUGCCACAUCGAGCAACAGUGGCAGUAACCAUCAUCAUCACACAGCGCAUCAUCUGGAUGACGUGCUGUCCGACGAAUCAUACCUGCAACAUCAGAUUCGUGGAAAUACCCCGGCGACCAGUAGCGGUAACGGCAACGGUGGCGGCGGAGGCUCGCCGUCGGUGAGAACCGUCGGUGGCUCCCCGACCUCCAGUCACAGUCCGCACGAUGAUCAGGGUCUAUCCUCACCACAUCGACAGGCCCAGGAAGCUGGUUAUAGCCCCAGUGAUCAGGGCAGAUUGCAAUCCUUCACCCAUCUCACGUCCAUGCAGCCACCGCCGUCGGUGCAGACUAAUCACGGACUGCAAGAGGCCGAGCGUGUCUCCGAUCAGCUGUACAUGGACUCGAUCUACACGCAUCACGCGACCGCCGGCACCCCGCAUCAUCAUCAGGAUCAGCACGAUCAAGGCUCCUCCGCACCGCACUCGCCCAGUCCGCUUUCCAGCCAAUCGUAUCGGCCGAUGAGCGGCGUGAGCACGAUGGGCAUAGGGACUGCCACGGGGGGUACCUACGCCCUCCCUUACAUGACAAGCAGUCCUACGGAACUGGCGUCAUCGCCUCAGCUUUGGAACACUCAAGGUUUGAGCAGCGGUCUUUCCAUCGCCGAGGAUUACGGCAGCAGCAAAUCCUCGGGUACGGUGUCUCAUCAAUCCCUGCCGGCGUUCUCGCAGCCCUUUGGCGCGCGAUCGUACCGUUACAGUCCACCUUACGCGACAUCUCAACAAAAUACCACCGGCACCGCCGGCGCCGUCGUGGAUGCCACUUCCUGGACGUACGCAUCGCCCACGAGCGAUCCACUGACGACGCAAUAUGGUUCAUUUCCAAAACGGCAGACAGUUAAUUCCGGGACGGCGCCGACGCAACUCAGUGCCGCGGCAAGCCUAACUGCAAUGCACAACAUCGAGGCGGAGUACUUUACGGAGGGCCGCGAGUGCGUGAACUGCGGCGCGAUUUCCACACCCUUAUGGCGUAGAGACGGCACCGGGCAUUAUCUCUGCAACGCAUGCGGUCUCUACCACAAGAUGAAUGGAAUGAAUCGUCCUCUAGUUAAACAGCCACGCCGCUUGUCUGCUACGAGGCGCGUUGGUCUCUCUUGCAGCAACUGCGAAACGACGAUGACAUCGUUGUGGCGUCGCAACACACACGGCGAACCGGUGUGUAACGCCUGCGGUCUUUACUUCAAGCUGCACGGUAUCAACAGGCCGUCGACUAUGAAAAAAGAUAGCAUUCAAACGCGCAAGCGGAAACCUAAGGGCGGAAUGAAAACCAGCGACACGCCUCUCACCGGCACUGUCGCGCAAUGCGCAAACAACAAUAAUAAUAACAACAAUGUCAAACUUGAGCCAGAUACUUACAACGACCUGAGAAUGGCUCACGGCGUGCCGCAAGUGUCAUACACGAGCAAUAUCUACGGCAGUGCUCAGGCUCCGAGCAGGAUAGUGUCUUAUCAGCCCACGACCACAAACCUGUAUUAUGACAUGAUUAAUUCGCAACAACAGCAACAGCAAUUACUGGAGACUCAUUCGCCCAAGAUCGAGUGUCCGUCUUCACCUUGUGCUACGCGUUCGCCCGGAAUGGUCUCAGCUGGUCAAUCACCUGAUCAUCAUCAGCUCACCUCGCCGCAUAUUGUCACCCUGGGCAGUCCAUCGAGUAGCCCAGCUGGUCCUAAGAUUAUGCUGGACAAUGGACACCUUGAGAGGUCUACGGUUGUGUCAAUAUCAUCUUAGAAGCUGUUGAGAGAGAAGCCGUGGAUUGCCAUAACCAUUACAUUUCUUAAGAAAUUUGAUGAUAUAUAUUUAUAUAAUAUAUAUUUAUAUAGUAUAUACAUUUAUAUAUAUAUAUAUAUCUAUAUAUUAUAUAUUUAUAUCAUAUGCAUUAUGUAUUUAUAUAUUAUUAAAUUUUGCAAUCCACACAUAACUUAAUAUUAAAAGAAUUUGUUUUAAUUUAUGCAAUAGUCUUUUGCACAAUAUCCUUUUUCUUUUUAACCAGCGAAACGAGCAUCUCAUUAGGCUUUUCUUACUUAUCUACGCGCAUUGUGAUACGCGAAAUUGAAAGUUAUAUAUCUUUAGAAAUCGUGUGUAUAAGAAAACGAGAAAGAAACAAUUAUUGUAAAUAUAUGUUUUAAAAAGUUUUAGCAGAUGAGUUUUAGUAGUUGAAUUUUUUGGGAAAAUAUGGACUUUCCUUUGAUAAGGAAAAUUAAUUGUUUGUUCUCUGUUACUUUUUUAUUCAAUCUUUUUUUUUACCAAAGAGGACUAACGAGUCUUGCAAGUCAACAUCUAAGACAAUACCAAAUUGCAGAAAAUAUUGUUGUAUCUGUAUAUAGAUAUACAUACAUGCACACACACACACACACACACACACACACACACACACACACACACACACACACACACACACACACAUAGAUAUAGAUAUA